Molecule: messenger RNA, 1587 nt
Organism: Anolis sagrei ordinatus
Lineage: Eukaryota; Metazoa; Chordata; Lepidosauria; Squamata; Anolidae
Product: zinc finger protein 436-like
Source: RefSeq, a predicted model, not a curated record
AACGAAGAAGGUUUCGUGAGAGGAGGAGGAAAAUGAGGAUCCUAUGAAGUCAUCUCUGGCAUGAUAAGGAAGAAUCGGUAUCUAGUGAAUAUUUACUAAUUUGGAAACAAAAGUGCAAUAAUAAAAGAUAUCCUAUAGGAAGAAGAAACUCUCUUUAGGUGCCAAUCUUGUUGAACUCACUUUUGAUCAGAAAGAAAAAGGGAAGACUCAAGUGUCCAUAUUGCAAUUAAUUAUAUACAUAACUGUCAACAUGGAGGAGAAACCCUAUACAUGUGCUGUGUGUGGACAGAGCUUCACUCAGAGUGGACAUCUACGUUCACAUCAAAGGACCCACACUGGAGAGAAACCCUAUACAUGUCUUGUGUGUGGACAGAGCUUCACUCAGAGUGGACAUCUACGUUCACAUCAAAGGACUCACACUGGGGAGAAACCUUAUAAAUGCCUGGAGUGUGGAAUGAGUUUCACUGAGAGUGGAAGUCUGCAUAGACAUCAAAUGACUCACACUGGAGAGAAACCCUAUAAAUGCUUGGAGUGUGGACAGAGCUUUGCUCGGAGUGGAAGUUUACGUUCACAUCAAGGGACUCAUACUGGGGAGAAACCCUAUACAUGUCUGGAGUGUGGACAGAGCUUCACUGAGAGUAGAAAUCUACGUAGACACCAAAGGAUUCACGCUGGAGAUAAACCCUAUAAGUGUCUGCAGUGCGGAAUAAGCUGCACUACGAGUUCAAAUCUAUGUAGACAUCAAAGGACUCACACUGGAGAGAAACCCUAUACGUGUCUGGAGUGUGGACAGAGCUUCAGUCAUAGUGGAAAUCUACGGUCACAUCGAAGGACUCACACUGGGGAAAAGCCCUAUCAAUGCUUGGAGUGCGGAAUGAGCUUCGCUGACAGUGGAGGUCUACGUUCACAUCAAAGGACUCACACUGGGGAAAAACCCUUUGAAUGCCUGGAGUGUGGAAAGAAUUUUACUUAUCGUGCAAGUCUACGUUCACAUCAAAGGACUCACACUGGGGAGAAGCCCUAUGAAUGCCUGGAAUGUGGAAAGAGGUUCACUUAUAGUACAAGUCUACGUACACAUCAAAGGACUCAUACUGGGGAGAAGCCUUAUAAAUACCUGGAGUGUGAGCCGAGCUUCACUCAGAGUGAAAAUCUGUAUUCACAAGAAGACUCACUCUGAGGAGUAACCCAAAAAAGGCCUGGAGUGUAGAAAGAAUUUCCCUUAUAGUUCAAGUCUACAUAGACAUCAAAGGACUCACACUGGGGAGAAACCCCAAAAAUGCCUGGAGUGCAGACAGAGAUUCACUCAGGGUGGAAGUUUACGUUCACAUCACAUGAUAUGCACUGGGGAGAAACCCUAUAUAUGCCCGGAAAGAAAUUGUUAAGGUUACAUUUACAAUGACACCAGAAUUUUAUGUCUUAAGAAUACUGGAUGAUCAUCUAGAAAGAAAAUUGGAAAGAUUACUAAAAUAUAUGAUAAAUGCAGCAAGAUUCCUAUAUCCUAAGGGAUGGAAGGAAGAAGUUAUCCCUACUCAAGUUAAUUGACUGCUGAAGGAUCUGCAAACUAGCAGAGAUGGAGAAACUGACAUU